Pieris napi is the source of this 1795-nucleotide messenger RNA. It is a transcript of the gene slou, whose product is annotated as homeobox protein slou. Gene Ontology annotation, molecular function: RNA polymerase II cis-regulatory region sequence-specific DNA binding; DNA-binding transcription factor activity, RNA polymerase II-specific. The record is from RefSeq and is a predicted model, not a curated record. Gene Ontology annotation, biological process: regulation of transcription by RNA polymerase II; cell differentiation. Gene Ontology annotation, cellular component: nucleus. Bases 158 to 997 code for a protein of 279 amino acids. The transcript is spliced from 3 exons. NCBI's taxonomy places the organism in Eukaryota, Metazoa, Arthropoda, Insecta, Lepidoptera, Pieridae.
CUAUUAGGCGCAGAUGGACGUAUGGUGAUCGCGCGUGCGUGGAUUUCAGUGCGAGCCGAAUCGCGUAAUGAAUAAAUAAUAGAGACAUUGCUUUUUGAGUAGUGCUGUGCUGUGUAUGACUGGCGUUUUAGAUGGGGUUUGAUAAAUAGACGUUGCUAUGACGAUGCUUGCUAUGGCUCGAGGUUCUGACGAGAGAAGAGAAGACGAUAUAGAGGCAGAAGGAGAGACGAACGGCGAGGUGGAUGUGGUUGGGGUCGAAGAGGCCGCACCGGUGGAUCUUACAAGACGUUUGGGUUUAACAAGGCCUCCCGAAAGGCCCGCAAUAGCUUUUUCUGUAGAAAAUAUAUUGGAUCCCACCAAGUUCACGGGGCGAUCUGAGGUUCCUUUGAGAUACGACGAGACUUAUUGGCGACCGCAUUAUGAUAGAGAUGACAGUGAUUCUGUCAAAGACCACCUUCAAUCCGACAUCGAAGCCGACGAUGUCGAGACUGACGACCAGACAUCCACCAUGGAUGAUGACAUCCUCACCCAAUCAGACCUUGACGAGAACGGAGACCCGAAAAGUCCUAGCAGUUCCAAAAAAGGCAAAAGUUCCCGAGACUCAAAGGGUGGUACUAAACCAAGGCGAGCAAGAACAGCUUUUACCUAUGAGCAGCUGGUUUCUUUGGAGAAUAAGUUUAAGACGACAAGAUAUUUGUCGGUGUGCGAAAGGCUUAAUCUUGCUUUAAGCCUUAGUUUGACAGAAACACAGGUCAAAAUAUGGUUUCAAAACCGUCGCACAAAGUGGAAAAAGCAAAACCCUGGUAUGGACGUCAACAGUCCCACAGUUCCACCUCCGGCGGGAGGCUUCCCGUCAGGGCCCUAUCCAGGAGGCCUUCUCUACUCCCACGGCGUGCCCUACCCCUUCACAGGUCCGGGCCCCUACGCGCCAUACUUCCACCACCUGGCUGCGAACCACCACCACUCUCACGGAUCUUUGGGUCAUUCCCACACGUGAUUAUGGCAGCGGCCAGGGUCCCAGGACCCGAGGGUCGAGAAGGAAACCGAAUGUGGACUAUCGAAUUGAAGUCAAGGAUAUUAGAAACAUGUGAAUAGACUACGUUUUACAGUUCUCGCCUUGGUAUGGUGAAUGUGACUCUUACUACAAGACUUAGUAAAUGGGUCAAAAUUCAAAGUACCUAUUUGUAGCUAACAGCUAGCUUGUACGAUUUGUAUGGACAGCCUUAUUAUAUGUUUAUUUUGACUUAUUAUGCAAUUCGUAAAUCUGUUUGUGAUUACGUUUAUUAGAUACCGUUAAGUUAAAGUGAUGCCCUUGUAAACCAAAAAUGUUAUUUUAAAGUGUUUAUUUAGUGCAAUUUAGCGUAAGUGAAUUAUGAAUCGGAUGUGAUAUGGUAACAUAAGAUUUGUAAUUAAGAUUUCGUUUUGUAGUUUACGAGAAUAAGAUAUCAAAUUUCAUUUGUAUUAUUCCGUAAAAUGGCUUAUUGUAAUAACUAUAUUCAAGAAUACAGCUGUAAAAAUUAUUUCCCGUCCAUAUUGCAUUGUCAACGAUUGAAAUGUAUUGAAAUAAAAUGUUACUUUAAUCAAUUGUACCAUUAUAUUUAAGCUCAGUGUAAAUUAUGUCAUAAAAGCCCUGUUCUGAGCAUCUACUAGCUUUAUUCGAAUAUAAUAAACGCAUCAUGUACCUACACAAGACAACACUACAAUAAUAGCUAAUAAAUGAUAUAUACCAAUGGCGCUAUAACCUUCAGGUCAGGGCCUCAGAUUUAUGUAUCAUUUCUAAUAGAAAAGAUGAUCA